AUGGCGGGCUUGGUUUUGACGUUCGUCGAUGCCGCAAUUUCAAUAGGAUCGAUCAUUUCGGGCUUAAUCCAAAACAAUAAGGCCGAACAAGAUUUCCGCAACCAAUGGACACCGGCAGCGGCAGGACAGCUUGCUACAGAUAACCCUGGGAAGAAUAUAAUGGUCGUAUACACGGAUCAUGACGCUAGCGGUCUCGUGGGGGUCGAAAAGAAGGCUCUACAGUGUGAUUGUCCCACAGGAACCUCGCUGGCGUAUGUGGUGUACAUCUUUGACGAAGGGCCAUUUCAUCUCAAAGGAGAUGGUGGCUUUUUGAACUGGGCCUUCAAUGGAAACUUUGACAGAGAUGGUAGCAAUGCAAGGUUAUCCCACAUACUGGUCACCUUUAAGAAGACGCAACAAGCUAUACAGAUGGAAGAGCAGAAGAAGGCAGAUGAAGCUCGUGCUGCAGAUGAAGCAAAGAAGGCCGAGGAGGCCCGCGUUGCAGAAGAACAAAGGAAGGCUGAGGAGCAAAAGAAAGCAGACGAAGAGAAGAAAAAGGCAGAGGAGGAGAAGAAAGCGGAAGAGCAGAAGAAAGCGGAAGAGCAGAAGAAGGCUGAAGAGCAGAAGAAGGCUGAAGAGGAGGAGAUGGCUCGUCAAAACCAACAGCCACAAUAUAGCCAAGGACGCCCAGAUCAGCAGGGAUAUGAAUAUCCAUAUGGCCAGGAGCAAUAUGGCCAGGAGCAAUAUGAUCAGGAGCAGUAUGGCCAAGAGCACGUUGGCCAGGAGCACGAUGGCCAGGAGCACGAUGGCCAGGAGCACGAUGGCCAGGAGCACGAUGGCCAGGACCACUAUGGUCAGGAAGAAGAAGGUUUGUACGGGCAGGGAGACCCACAGCAAUACGGUGAACAUAACCAAGGAUAUCAACCCACGCACGAAGAAGGCUACGAAGACCCUUUCAAUCCACAAGAUGGUGCAGGCCAUCACGAGGACGGUCAUUUAUAUGGACAGGAAGGAUCCCAGCAAUAUGGGCACGAAGAAGAAGACCAAUAUGCACCGGAAGAUUCGCACCAGUAUCCACAAGAACAUCCUGCAUACGCCCAGUAUGGCAGCCAACCGUAUGAACAAGAAGAAGGCCAGCAAUAUGGAGACGACCCAGAAGGGGCAUAUCCCGAAGGAGAUCAUCAGUAUGGGCAGGAAUCCGAUGCGGCAUAUCCACAGGGCGGCUACGGAGACCUUCCAUAUCCGGAAGAACAGGGAGGAUACCACGAGACGCAAGGAGAUGGUGAAGCCUACCCACACGAGAUGGAUGCGUAUCCGCCCCAGGAAGGCGGCGGUGCGUAUGGACAACAGGGUGCAUAUGGGCAACAGCCCGUUGCCUCCUAUGCUCACUAG
Messenger RNA from Exophiala aquamarina CBS 119918, 1371 nucleotides. RefSeq lists its product as uncharacterized. The coding region runs from base 1 to 1371 and encodes 456 amino acids. Lineage: Eukaryota; Fungi; Ascomycota; Eurotiomycetes; Chaetothyriales; Herpotrichiellaceae. The record is from RefSeq and is a predicted model, not a curated record. The transcript has 3 exons.